This is a messenger RNA of Sarcophilus harrisii (Tasmanian devil), 2195 nucleotides long. RefSeq names its product La ribonucleoprotein 6, translational regulator (gene LARP6). Gene Ontology annotation, cellular component: nucleus. Gene Ontology annotation, biological process: RNA processing. Bases 314 to 1849 code for a protein of 511 amino acids. Gene Ontology annotation, molecular function: mRNA binding. The transcript has 3 exons. The record is from RefSeq and is a predicted model, not a curated record. Lineage: Eukaryota; Metazoa; Chordata; Mammalia; Dasyuromorphia; Dasyuridae.
CCCGGACAGACAUCAGCUGACCCCCGAUCGCGACGCAAAAAGCACAACUGAAGUUGACUCAUCCUCCAGCCCCCCUCCCCUCCUUUUCCCCAAAGGAAAGGCUCAGCCGGGUGCUUCGCGAGCCAAAUUUGCUGGUAGGGAGGCCGGCCCGCCCGGAGAGGGGCAGCUCCGACCCCUCAAGGCCCUCCCCUGCGGAGCCCCAGCCAGUCUCCGCCGCCGCCGCCCCCAAUCCGACAGGCAGUCCCGGGGCAGGCCGGGGAGGCCGCCACGCUCCCACCCCGGCCCUCGGCUCCGCCCGCUGUCCGGCUCCGCCAUGGCUCAGCCGAGGGAGGUGGGCGGCGGGGACGGCGCAGGGCAAGAAGAGGAUGCCUGGGGAGAGGAGGAGCAAUGCGAGGCUUGGUCUGGGACUGAGAAUCCCGUGCGGAUUCGAGUAGCCAUCCAGGCGGCCGAAGAGGAGGGGGACGGAGAGGCCGGGGCCGCGAUGGGGGGCUUCGGGGACGGGGAAGACGACGGGGACGCGGCACGCUACCUCAGCCCCGGGUGGGGCAGUGCCAGCGAGGACGAGCCUAGCCGCGGGCACAGUGGCACAACUACAAGCGGAGGGGAGAAUGAUGGUUCUGACCAGGAUCAGGACUGGAAGCCGCCAAGCUACGAGUUAAUCUUGAAGCUGGUCGAUCAGAUUGAGUUUUAUUUCUCAGAUGAAAACCUAGAAAAAGAUGCCUUCCUGCUCAAACACGUUAGAAGGAACAAGCAGGGAUAUGUGAGUGUCAAGUUACUCACAUCUUUCAAGAAGGUAAAACACCUUACUCGGGACUGGAGAACCACAGCCUAUGCCUUGAAGUAUUCGGAGACUCUGGAGUUGAAUGAGGAUCAUCGGAAGGUGAGGAGGAUUACACCCGUUCCUUUCUUUCCUGUUGAAAACCAGCCCAGUAGGAUGCUGCUGGUCUAUGACCUGCACCUGUUCCCCAAGCCAUGGGCUCUGGCAGUGCUCCAGGAGAAUGGAAGGCUGCAGGAGAAGGUCAUGGAGCACCUUCUCAAGGUCUUCGGGACGUUCGGAGUCAUCUCUUCCGUACGGAUUCUCAAGCCGGGCAAAGAGUUGCCUCCCGACAUUCGGAAAUUCAGCAGCCGGUACAGUCAAGUCGGGACUCAGGUGUGUGCCAUUGUGGAGUUCGAAGAGGUGGACGCUGCCAUCAGGGCCCACGAGUCCAUGAGCUUGGGCUCCCCCAGCAAGGGCAGCAUCAAAGUCGUGCUCAUCGGCAUGAAAGCCCCCAAGAAGAAAGCGCCGAGGGACAAGAGCCAGGAGGAGGAGCCCGCCGCCAGCGCCCACCACCACAAGACCCUGAAUAAGAGGGUGGAGGAGCUCCAGUACCUGGGGGAUGAGUCCUCGGCCAACAGCUCCUCGGACCCCGAGAGUAACCCGGCCUCCCCCAUGCUGGAGAGGCGCUACGCGGCCGCGGGCAAGCUCAGCCCUUCGCUCUACCACAGCCAGCACCUGAGUCCCAACGCCUCCCCGCGUUCCAGCCCCUGGAGCAGCCCGCUGCUGCCGCGGAAAGGAGUGUCCAAGAAGUCCCCCCUGGCCGAGGAGGCCGCGCUGAGCGCCGACUUCGUGCCCAAGGGCAUGGAUUCCUCCUCCGACAGCAGCGUCACCCCCUCCAGCAGCCCCUGGGUGCAGAGGCGGCGCCUGGCCCAGCUGGGGACGCAGGAGAAGAGUCCCGCCGCCAGCCCGCUGCUCUCCCGCAAAGUCCAGAAUGCCAACGGGUCGCCCGUGGGCGUGCUGAGGCUGCCCCGAGGCCCUGACGACACCCGGGGAUUUCAUGGGGGCUAUGAAAGGAAAAGGGGCUUGGUCUGAGCCGUGUUCGCGGGCACUACCAGCUCCGUAGAAAAACCAUCUUUAUUUUCCUGGGUCCGACAAAACCGCUGGAAUGGUCAAGGGCCGUCUCAAGGACAAAUUUCGGUGUUUUGUACUGGUGUCGAUUUCUUAAUUUAUAUAUUUGUAUUGGCAGGCAACUACGUUUAAAAGACUAUCUCCUAGUUCCAAACAACCAUUUAUCCCGGCAUGGGCACUUUGAUAAUGUCCCGGAUAUGUAAACAUAAUGGUACUAACCAGGAAUGGGAGAGAGUCUUGAGGAAAGAUUGAAUAGAUACUAUUUUUCUGCUCUUAUUUUUUUUUUCCAAAUAAAACUCCUUUGAGAUGA